Messenger RNA from Aspergillus ibericus CBS 121593, 633 nucleotides. RefSeq lists its product as uncharacterized. The transcript is spliced from 2 exons. Lineage: Eukaryota; Fungi; Ascomycota; Eurotiomycetes; Eurotiales; Aspergillaceae. The record is from RefSeq and is a predicted model, not a curated record. The coding region runs from base 189 to 512 and encodes 107 amino acids.
GACACCUGCAGCCUACUAGCCCAGCCCUCUCUGGAGUCUUGUCUCUCACGGACUGCUGAGAUCAAUCCGGACGGUGGCCAAAAAACCUUUUGUACCAUACGAUCGGGAUUCCGCGUCUGCAUGAGAGCGCGCGAAAAAAAGGACAGAAAAAGAAAAGAAAAAUCAAAAAUGAAAAAAAGAGGGGAAGGAUGGGAAAAAAACGUAGCAGGAAAAAAAAAAAAAAAAAAAAGUCGCCGGCCUGCGCCAUUGGAGACUUCCAACUCCCGGGCAAAGCUGGAUGGGUAAAAAAGUGUGUGUGUGUCUGGGUAUGGGUAUGGGUAUUGUGUACGCUCCUGGUUUUUCCAGUUGGGAUUCGGAUCGCUUUUGGUCCUUUCAGAGUUUCAGCAAAGGGGCGUGAUAACGUUAUAUUGAUCGCUUCGUCUCUCGUCGCUGCUUUUUUUCUUUUGCCAGUCCAUGCGACUUACUCCAUACCGGUUGGGUCUUCCAUUCUCCCCUCAUUUGCGGUUGUAUAAAUCCGCCCGAUACCACAGGCUGGAGUUUAUCCCCUCAUACAGCAGCCUUCGUCUUCCGCCUCGGUCCUCGUGACUGGAAGUGCUCGGACUGUAUCGGAAAAUCACUCGCUGUGGGCGAAUG